Molecule: messenger RNA, 4559 nt
Organism: Zea mays
Lineage: Eukaryota; Viridiplantae; Streptophyta; Magnoliopsida; Poales; Poaceae
Product: rho GTPase-activating protein 7
Exons: 21
Coding region: 490-2763 (757 amino acids)
Biological process (GO): signal transduction
Source: RefSeq, a predicted model, not a curated record
UAACACUGAGAGUAAAUUUUAAAACAAAAGAUAAAACAGAGGAUGCGACGAUCCGGUGAUGACCCACCCACCCACAGCCACACAGGCCGAGCUGAAGGGAGGGGGACUGCCUGCGGGCUGCGGCUUCCGGCGCAAGAUGCCAUGUGGACUCCGGAUGACUCGAAAGUCCAUCCAUCUCCUCUCUAUCUCUCUAUCUAUCUAUUUCACGCCUCCACGGCUCCACGGCUGCUGCCAGCCUGACUAGUGAGGUGAUUGCCGCAGCGGCGGUCGGCCAGAGCGCGUGUGCUCCUCCCCAGCAUAAUCCCACCACCAUCGCGCACCCGCCCACCUCAAGCGAGCGGCCCCAAUUCCCAGCCACCGCAAGUGGCUUAACCCUCGCUCCCGCACCCCCACUCUUCCACCGCACGCACCCGCGCGAGCGAGUGCGGCAGAUCGCGGCCGGCCGCUGGGUCCGGUGCAGUUCCGGGCUGCGGCGCCGGGCCACAGUUGAUGCGGACGAUCCGAGGAGGACGGGACGGGAUGGCGGCUUCGGCGGCGCCUGGGUCGGCUGGGAGGCAGGCGCGCGGAGUCGCGGCAGCGGCGACCGGAAACGCGGUAUUUAAGAGUGGCCCUCUCUUCAUAUCAUCGAAAGGAAUUGGAUGGAAAACGUGGAAAAAACGCUGGUUCAUCCUCACACGAACAUCACUGGUUUUCUUCAAGAGUGAUCCUAGUACGUUACCACAGAGAAGUGAAGUGAACCUUACAUUGGGAGGAAUUGACCUUAAUAAUUCUGGGAGUGUAGUAGUCAGGGAAGACAAAAGGCUACUGACUGUCCUUUUUCCAGAUGGCCGUGAUGGCCGUGCCUUCACCUUGAAGGCAGAAAGUUCUGAAGAUUUGUUUGAGUGGAAAACAGCGCUGGAAGAAGCUCUUGCACAAGCUCCAAAUGCAGCUCUUGUGAUGGGGCAUAAUGGAAUAUUUCGCAAUGACACAACAGAUGUAUAUGAAGGGGCUAUUCCGAAUUGGGGAAAGAAGAGACCUAUCAAAUCAAUAGUUGUUGGCAGGCCAAUACUGCUUGCACUGGAAGAUAUAGAUGGCAGUCCUUCUUUUCUGGAAAAAGCUUUGUGUUUCCUUGAGAAACAUGGAAUGAAGGUGGAAGGAAUUUUGCGUCAAGCUGCAGAUGUGGAGGAGGUUGACAGGAGAUUGCAAGAAUAUGAGCAAGGAAGGACAGAAUUUGCACCAGAAGAGGAUGCUCAUGUUGUUGGUGACUGUGUAAAGCAUGUUCUCCGUGAGCUUCCAUCUUCUCCUGUUCCAGCUUCGUGCUGUACAGCAUUAUUGGAAGCUUUCCGUCUGGAAACCAAGGAAUCUCAGAUCAAAUCCAUGCGUGCAGCAAUAUCUGAAACAUUUCCUGAGCCUAAUAGGCGGCUGCUACAGAGACUUUUGAAAAUGAUGCAUACCAUUGCUUCUCAUACUGCCGAGAAUAGAAUGACUCCAUCAGCAGUUGCUGCAUGUAUGGCCCCGCUCUUGUUGCGUCCCCUUCUUGCUGGUGAAUGCGAGAUGGAAGAUGACUUAGACAUGAAUGGUGACAGUGCUGCUCAGCUUAUUGCCGCUGCAAAUGCUGCUAACAGUGCUCAAGGCAUUGUAACUACUCUAUUAGAGGAAUACAAGAGUAUAUUCAAUGAUGAGCACUUUAGGUGCUCCUUAUCACCUGAUUCUCAAACAGGAGAUAGUGGAAGUGAAGAAUCAACUGAUGACGAAACUGUGGAUACCAAGGGUAAUGGAUUUCAUGAUGCGGAAAAUGAUGUAGAUCAAGAAUUAGAUGAUGCCGAGCGAAUGCUGAGUGGAAAAUUCACUGAAACCAGUGCAAGUGCUUGUGCUGACCUCUAUGACCACAAGGAAGUUAAUGGCAAUAGUUCAGACACUGAGCUCUUUGUUGAGGAUCACACAUUUGAAUCAAAUGUAGAUUUAAAUGAUGCUCCCCUAAGUCGUUUAACAGAAAAUGGAAAGGGUCCAUCAAAUCUGAUGUCCGCUCAUGAAACUCCAUUAUCAGUGGGAGAGAUUCUUCUGUCUUUGGAUGCUGGAAUUCCAUUACCUUGUCGUGCAGCUGAAUAUUCUAGCAAACCCAAUGGAACUCAGCAGCAUGUGAAGCGUACUAACUUAUGGGGAUGGAGCAAUGUGAGAAAGGGCCAACGAUCGGAGUUAGUUGAUCCAUCAGGUGAAGAAGACAGGCUUGCUAUUCAACGACUUGAGGUAAUGAAGAAUGACUUGCAGAUCAGGAUUGCAAAGGAGGCUAGAGGCAAUGCAAUCCUACAGGCAAGUUUGGAAAGAAGAAAACAAGCACUACACGAGCGUCGUGUGGCUCUGGAACAGGAUGUGUCAAGGUUGCAAGAGCAGCUACAGGCUGAAAGGGAUCUUAGAGCUGCACUGGAGGUUGGGCUAAGCAUGUCUUCUUCACAAUUUUCUAGCUCACUCUCCAUGGACUCGAAGACAAAGUCAGAGCUUGAGGAAAUUGCUCUCGCAGAAGCUGAUGUUGCAAGAUUAAAACAGAAGGUUGCAGAGCUGCAUUUCCAACUCAAUCAACAGCGCCAGCACCAGUAUGGCUCUUCCGUAGAUGCAAAUGAUCAUCCUCAACACCUUCUAAAUCAUCUCUCGCAGAACAUUGUCCAAACAGGAUUUGAUAGGAGCGUUGCUUUCUGUAAUCAAGAGAAGCAAAGAAAUGAGCGGCGACACAUAGGAUCUGCCACAUAUCUUAACGAGAUGAACUUUUCCAACAGUUUUCAUAAAUAAUGUCAACAACGUCUUGAAAGGUCAUAGCUAUCGAUGGAAGACCAGACGACUCUGGCGAUAGGCACACACCGUCCACAGAGGUUCUCACGACGAUGGCGUGGAGGUAGCACAUGAUGUGCUUUGGUGACAACGUCAAGAGCAUCUAGAAUAGUGGAGAUGCAUUUGUGGUCAUUGAAACGGUGGGACGACGCAAAACAGUUACGGGGGUAUACUUUUUAUCAUGGACUUGGCGCCAACAUUGAUUUCAAGAGUCUCAAAAAGGUUGGUAAAUGUAGAGAUAAAAUUGAGUUUGUAGGAAGUAUGUAAAUUUAUGGAUGUUUUACAUAACCGUUGGAGAAUAGUUUUCUUGAGAACUUAAAUUCAUAUUUAGGAGUUGUUAUUGUAGCUCUUGCUAGCUAUUUGUUAGUUAGCCAAUUCCACUAUCAUCAUUUUAGCUAGCUAACUAUUAGCUCUAGUACAUUUAAAGGGGGUCUAAGGCAGAUACAGACAUUCGAAUAGGGAUAGCAAUGAGUCGAAUUCGGGUCGGGUGGAAAAAAAACCCACCCGUGAUCGCACCCGUGAAGUCUAACUAAACCCGCCUACGAUCGCACCCACGGGUGCAAAUUUAAACCCGCAACCGAACCCGUCAGAUUUUGGGUAGGUUUUGGGUCACCUGUGGGUUUACUUAGUGUGCACAUUUAAAUAACAAUUAGCUAUAAGAAAUUAAGUAUCAACAAUAAUUGAGUUAUAUCUACAUAUUUUAAGCCUUCACAUAUUGAGUGGCAACAAACGUUUCAUAAAUCAGUAGCCAUGUUACUCAUUCAAAAUAAUUAUUGUUGUAUCUUAAUUAUUUUUGCGCAAAAUAAUGAUAAACUAAAUUUCAGCUCGGGUGAGGGUAAACCGCAGGUUAAAAUAGAAACCCGCACCCACACAUGCAAAACUUUAGGUUGGAUGUGGGUUACACCCGCGGGCCAAAAUUUUCACCCAUACCCACACCUGUCAGAUCGGAUAUCCGUCGAGUUUCAGAUUUGUGGAUUAAAUUGCUAUCCCUACAUUGAGUUUUUUUUGCUAUUAUAAAUCCCCUACAAUCGAACACGGUCAUACCUCGAAUUGAAGUAGAUACAUACAUCGAAUUGAAGUAGAUACGUAGACAUCUAAACAAGGUCUUAGAUGGUCGAUUAAUGAUUGGCAUACAAAGUACAUUCACACAUGUAUCUCGUGGUCGUGGCACUACCCUUCAGAAUAAAUAAAUGGAACAUUUGUUCCCUGGCCCACGCUUUACGUUUCGCAGCAGCAGAUCACGGAAUUCUUGUUUAAACCUUGUAUAUUGAAAUAGAUGUUGCCGCGCCAACCAUUGGAUUCCAGCUUUUGCUGCGAAACCAUUGGAUUCUGCAAAAAAGAAACAUUGGAUGCCAACCAGAGCGGUCACACCACAGGCAUGACGCCGGUUUCGUUCAUUCACGAAGCAAACAUUCCAAUCCAACCUGGCCGUACAGUUUAUCAUGCACCGUACUAUUGCGCUUGCGACUUGCAUUGUAUGCCUCCAUUGGAUGCGUAUAAAUUUACGAGCUAACCAAAACAUAAUUACACAGGGCAACGGCCAAGAAUCAUGUACAGUACAGCAGUUCAAACAGGGCAGGCCCCUUGCAGCCUAGCGUCAGCAAACCAAUUUACAGGGGUUACCUAGGUGCACGAGCGUCGAGAAGAACCCUCGGUUCUGUUAGCUCAACUCAAAAAGAUGGCCUGGGCAGAGCCUCCACAAAGUUGCAGUCUUCAGACGGGCACUUCGGUGCCUCAGAGCGCCGGUUAUGGUCUUC